This is a messenger RNA of Syngnathus typhle (broad-nosed pipefish), 3503 nucleotides long. It is a transcript of the gene esrp1, whose product is annotated as epithelial splicing regulatory protein 1. The transcript has 15 exons. NCBI's taxonomy places the organism in Eukaryota, Metazoa, Chordata, Actinopteri, Syngnathiformes, Syngnathidae. The coding region runs from base 212 to 2458 and encodes 748 amino acids. Gene Ontology annotation, molecular function: RNA binding. Gene Ontology annotation, cellular component: ribonucleoprotein complex. The record is from RefSeq and is a predicted model, not a curated record.
UUGACUACAAAAACGACGUUCGGCCAUUGCUUCGCGAUGGUGGCUUCGGGAGGGCUUCACAUGAAAUCAUCAAAAUAAACAAAUCCACCACGCCGACGAAGUCGGGAGGAUACACGGAGGUCACCUUUUUGCGCCCAAGUGUCAAAGGUGUUUGUUCCUAUUUGAACCAAGUGUGGAGCUCGCUGAUUUAUUUACUUUCGACGGUCCUCGAAUGACGGCGCAGGUAGAUUAUUUGGUGGUGCUGUGCGCCACCACAUCUGGCGCCAGCGGGGAGCUGCUUGGCUCCGACGAGAAGGAGUUAGCCAGGCUGAUAUGGCAGCAGGUGGAUGUCAACAACAAAAAGUUGGGCAAGGUGAACGAGCUGCUGAUUCAGCCUGAAGUGUCAGAAUUGACGGAUGAAAAAAAUGAGGGGGAUGUGGUGGAGGAGCACGUGGAAGAAGAAGAAAACGUAUCCGGGGCAGAUUGUGUAUUUACAGCAAAGAGCCUGGAGACGGCUUUAAAUACGUUUCAUCUCCAACUGACAAAUGAGGUGAACAGCGCAGGUGCGGGCACGUCAGUGUGUUUAUGUACCGACGGGCAGCUCCACAUCCGUCAAGUGAUUCACCCCGAGGCCGCCAGCAAGAACAUCCUGGUCCCGGACUGUUUCUACUCCUUCUUUGACCUCCGUAAAGAAUUCAAAACGCACUUCCCCUCUGACCUCAGUACUUUGGAUGUCAACACCAUGGUGGAGUCUUUAAGCAUACCUAUGGAAUCACCUGCUAUGCUGGGAAUGCUGGAUCCAUCGGUCCCGUUGCCUCCAGAAGUAGCCGUGCAGCAGGUCCGGAUGAUGGCCCAAAUUGUCCUCAGUCUGCUUUCUGAGCCACUACUCCAUACAUUCUCAAACCCGGAAAGAGUUAAUGAGAAGUUUGAGACGGGUACGUGCAGUAAAAUGGAGAAAGUGAGUGACAGCACAAUAAUCCGAGCCAGAGGGUUACCAUGGCAAUCCUCCGACCAGGACAUUGCCCGUUUCUUCAGCGGACUCAAUAUUGCCAAAGGCGGGGCCGCGCUGUGCCUCAACGCUCAGGGGAGGAGGAACGGCGAGGCCCUCGUUCGUUUCGUCAGCGAAGAACAUCGAGACCUGGCGCUGCAACGACACAAGCAUCAUAUGGGCACCAGAUACAUUGAGGUUUACAAAGCAACUGGAGAAGACUUCCUGAAGAUAGCAGGAGGCACCUCCAACAAAGUCGCCAUCUUCUUAUCCCGCGAGGACCAAAUCAUCGUGAGGAUGCGAGGCCUUCCCUUCACGGCCACGCACGAGCAGGUGCUGGCCUUCUUCUCGCCAGAAGACGACCUCAAAGACACCUGUCCCGUCAGCGGAGGGAGGGACGGCAUCCUAUUCGUGCGCUACCCGGACGGCCGACCUACCGGCGACGCUUUUGUGCUGUUCGCCUGCGAUGAACAUGCCCAGUGUGCGCUCAGGAAACACAAGGAGAUCCUCGGGAGGAGAUAUAUUGAGUUAUUCAAGAGUACUGCAGCAGAAGUCCAGCAGGUGCUGAACCGCUACUCGUCGGCCCCGCUGAUCCCCGUAGCCCCCGCCCCGUUGCUAUCAGUGUUGCCCGCAAUGUCUCUCCUGCCCCCUCCCAUCCUCGUGAGGGACUGCCUGAGACUGCGGGGUUUGCCUUACUCGGCCAGCAUCGAAGAUAUCCUCACCUUCUUGGGCGACUUCACCAACGACGUCCGACCGCAUGGCGUUCACAUGGUCCUCAAUCAGCAGGGUCGCCCAUCCGGCGACUGCUUUAUCCAGAUGACGUCGGCAGAGCGAGCGCUUUCAGCCUCGCAGCAACUCCACAAGCACGUGAUGUGCGCCCAGCACGGGCCCAACAGCCGCUACGUGGAGGUGUUCCCCUGCAGCGCCGAGGAAAUGGGCCUGGUGCUGAUGGGAGGCUCGCUCUCGCACACGCACACACACACACACAACCGGAACAGGAGUGGGACAGGGCUCAGCCCGCCGCCAUGUAAGUCCAGACGUUUAUCUCCGCCGUCCUACUCCUUCACCCCCAAUCCGCCUGUCCUAACCCCCGAGGCCGCCGCCGCGCUCUACCCGCCGCUCGGUCAGGUGUUGCUAGGUCCUCGCCCCCUCCUCCCGGGGCAUGCCUACUACCCGUCCACGGCGCAGCUAUAUAUGAACUACGCGGCCUACUAUCCCAGCCCACCUGGCUCUCCCAAUACUGUGGGCUUCUUCCCCUCCCCCAACGUCCUCUCCUCGCCCGGGGGGUUGAUGCGCAUGCCGGGUCUGACCUACAACAGCAAAGAUCUCAUUAACGCAGUGCAGGGCUAUCAGACUGCCGUGGAGCCGGUCUCCGUCCUAAACAGCAGCCUGAUGGGCCAACCGGGUAACGGCGAGCCUCCCGUGGUGUCCCUCCCAACUUUGAUGAGCAAACACAGCGGACACUAUCUGGACCUGAGCCAGCUGCUCUAAGCCGCAACCACGUAUUAGCUUUUUUUCAAGUAGUUUUAUUUAUAUCUUCCGAAAACAGCCACUAUUAUAUUUUAUACUACGUAUGGCUUUGGCCAAAAAAAAAAAAACAACCAUCUUUUAUUGCACAAUGUGUAUCUUUUACAAAAGCUUUGUAGAAUUUUUUUUUUUUGUGUUACAUUUUUUUGAAUAAUCACUAUUAUAUAUUUGCUAGCCAAAGUAGUAAAAAAAAAAAAAAAAAAGACUUUGUAGCAAGAGAGCUCAAUGUUUCAACGUUCUCUGUGAAGAGAGACAAUGUGCGUGUGCGUAUGUGUGUGUGUCUUGAAUGAACUACGUGUGUUAUAGUUUGACAAAGCAGCAUUUGGGCCACACUGAAAAUGAUUUUUUUCUUUUUUUGAAUUUUCAAUCUGGUCCUCCCAACCCAUGUUUUGAUAGCUCAUCUGUUUCUGAUCCAUGUGAUACCUUUUACUUCACCUCCACUACACGUUGUAUUGGAUUUUGGACGUUUGAGUGCAUGAAGAACAGUUAACAAUCAAACCUUCCGAUGUUUACACAAGGGGCCGAUACCAAUGCACUGCUAAUCAAUACUUAUUCUAACGGCACAUACAUACGUUUGAAUGCCGGUUUAUGUUAUGUUACUCUGUGAGUCGCUCUAAAGCUUCAUUAAUGCUGAGAACUAGAUUGGGCUAACUCCAUUUGACUUUGCAUCUAACAAAUAUGCAUUUUCGCCAUUCAUUUCUGCACUUAUCUUUAAAAUGACCAAAAAAGGAGCGAACCCACUCUUGUUCUCAGUAACUCAUGUGCCUACAUAUAUGUACAUUUGUCGCCAAUGCUCUUGUGCCUUUUGUUGGAGAUUAAAGCAAAGCUCCAGUUGUUUGUAACUGUUUGUGAAGCCAGCAAAUCUUAUUAGACAUUUCUCCAACCAAAGGCUGCUAAAUAAACACAAACCUAAGAUGCCCAUUGAAUCCAUUUACAUUGUGAACUUGUUUUGUGUAUGUAGCAGAACUGGAAGGUCCUGCUGAAAAAUAAACGUAUUAUGACAUUUGCA